Pochonia chlamydosporia 170 is the source of this 1848-nucleotide messenger RNA. RefSeq names its product heterokaryon incompatibility protein. The transcript has 3 exons. Gene Ontology annotation, cellular component: nuclear chromosome. Bases 1 to 1848 code for a protein of 615 amino acids. Lineage: Eukaryota; Fungi; Ascomycota; Sordariomycetes; Hypocreales; Clavicipitaceae. The record is from RefSeq and is a predicted model, not a curated record. Gene Ontology annotation, biological process: positive regulation of transcription by RNA polymerase II; meiotic cell cycle. Gene Ontology annotation, molecular function: DNA binding; DNA-binding transcription factor activity.
AUGACCACAGCAGCAUACCCGGCGGCCACCCUGACCGAGCUUCGAGGAGAGCCUGCUCACUCCAGCCUCUGGCCGAACUACGGUGGCUCUUCACACUUAUCAAACCGCCUCGGAAGCAUGGAUUCAUCUAUCCACCACGGCUCUUCGCAGCCGCACCUCUCAACCCGACCUCGAGGGGACCUGGAUCAGUCCUACUCUUAUUCCCGAUAUUCACAGGAUGAGCCUGCCUCUUACGAACGUCCAAGUUCUUACGCGGGUCUGAAGCGGUCUUUCUCCCAAACCGAAACUCCAGCCUACCAGGAGAUCGUUCACGAUAUGAGGGACGAUGGCUCAAGGCUCACGGUGAACCAGGAUCACAAGUUGCUUUCAUUCCGACGCUCCCAAGACAAGUCUACUAUUGUUGAUCAGCAAGGCCGUGUACAGCAGCUUGAAUUGUCUGCCCAGCUCCAUGGCAUGUUUUUCUUAUCUGAAAUGCCCGCCAGCAGCACAGAUGGGUCUGUUUUGCAGCCUGAGCUGACUUGCUAUCGUCGAAACUUGUUCCAGAUAAGCGGCUCGCUCGUCAUGCCACGCGGACAACUGUCCGUCGUGACAGAGUCCAACGAAACCCUUCCCGUCAGCAAUAUGGAAGUGGCAGUGUCUGCCAUAGAGUCUGUGGAUGGGAACCCAGUUCGUCUCAUUGUGAUUCCGUGGAAGACUCCGCCACCAAACUCCCCCGAGAUCAGUCAGGGGCCUGAUCAAGAGCCGGCUCCCUUGCCUCUCAUCCCAUUCCAAGAAGAUGGAAAUGAAACGGAUGGUGAUUUUGCAGUCUAUCCCAUCGGUUGGCGUCGACUUCAAUUCAGAAUUGCCACUGCCAAUAAUGGACGUCGAAAGGAACUCCAGCAGCACUUCGUCUUGCAUCUUAAGGUGCAUGGCACACUGUCUGACAACUCCAAGGUUGUUCUUUCAGAAUCCAUAACCGCCCCAAUUGUGGUUCGUGGCCGUAGCCCACGAAACUUUCAAGCCCGCAAGGAAAUUCCGCUUCUAGGGUCCAGUGCGGGAUCGCGAGGUCAGGCGCUCGUCGAGACUGGCCUUGGCGUAGUUGCCAGCGCGAUUAGCCUCAAGCAAGACGGAAAACCCAGGAGUAUGGACAUGCAAGUUCCAAGAUCUGCAUUUACGUUCAGCCCUCCAAAGUCCCACAACUCAAGCAUAAACCCCAUGAGGUCCAAUUCGUAUCCUUCUUGGAAUUCUCAGGUCCCGUCAACAAUGGCUCCUGAUUCAUAUUCGAAAUUGCCGCUCUCUGGGUCGUCGGGGUUCGCCACCGAGCCGCAGGAGUUGCCACUGCAGACCUCGAUGGGUUCGUCAGUGCCGCUUCCUCUAGCGACAGCAGAUCAAAGCCAGUCAGGCAUACGAUCCCAGUACAACUACACGACCACAUCUACGCCACAACUGGCUGGAAGCACUGUCACUAUUGGACCAGACAGCACAUUCAGCAUGCCUAGAUACGUUGAUAGCAACCCAAGACCGCCGUCCAAGAGUCCUCGACACCAUGGCCACCAGUCAGUUCAUAGCAACGGCUCCAUUCACAAUGCGGAUGGACCUGACUACCGAUACGGUUCUUUCCGCGGAAUGACCAAUGGAGUAGGGGAUGUCUCGCCAGGUGGUAACGCAGCCCCGUCCAGGGACUACUAUCCGUCCGCCAGUACCUGGACAACAACUGCUGCAGAACCAAGUCCGAGCCUCGCUUAUGCCGGUAAUGACGGCAGAUCUUACUCGGGGGUACCUCCGUUGAAGCAUGAGACUGCUCCGUACAGCAGCAGCACUCGUGGCUCAUUCGAUACAAUGAACAACUACUCCUGGACGGCGGCUUAA